Messenger RNA from Neohortaea acidophila, 1347 nucleotides. RefSeq names its product catechol 1,2-dioxygenase 1. Bases 226 to 1155 code for a protein of 309 amino acids. Gene Ontology annotation, molecular function: catechol 1,2-dioxygenase activity; ferric iron binding. The transcript is spliced from 4 exons. The record is from RefSeq and is a predicted model, not a curated record. Gene Ontology annotation, biological process: catechol-containing compound metabolic process. NCBI's taxonomy places the organism in Eukaryota, Fungi, Ascomycota, Dothideomycetes, Mycosphaerellales, Teratosphaeriaceae.
GGGUACUGCACCUCUCUGCAUCCGUGUCGCGGUCCGUUUCUUGCAACCGUCCAUCUACACAGGCAUGGUGCAUCAGCAGACUGAUGAGUAUAUGUAGUUAUAAAGCUCGACUCGCUGCUCGAUACACUCCCUGUACUCGUCGGAUCAGUCACCGAUGUCCUUUUCUCUCGACCUGCCCCCGAGACUAACCUCGCGAUCCCCCCCGGUAUCCCAUCAUCCACCGUCAUGUCCAAGACCAACGGCACCAACGGCACGGCUGCCGCUUCUCGCUUCGACCCCAACUUCACCGCCGCUGUGAUUAAUGCUACUGGCCCAAAGGCCAAUCCGCGAUUGAAGCAGCUUGUCGGCGGCCUGGUGCAGCAUCUCCAUGACUUCCUCCGCGAGAAUGAAGUCACGUUAGAUGAGUACUUUGCCGCCAUCGACAUGAUCAACCGCGCCGGCCAAAUGUCCAACGCAAAGCGCAACGAAGGCCAACUCCUCUCCGACAUCCUAGGCAUGGAAUCCCUCUGCGACGAAAUCACCUCCACCCUCGCCGCCGAAGCCGCCGACCAGCCCACCGCAACCGCCAUCCUCGGCCCCUUCUGGCGCAAAGACGCCCCCGCCUACGCAAUGGGCGACUCCAUCGUCAAAGGCUUCCCCGACGCAGACCACACCCUCAUGCACGGCCGCGUGCUGGACUUCGACACCGGCACCCCGAUCGCCAACGCCGAGGUCGACAUUUGGCAUACUGCGCCGAAUGGCCUGUACGAGUCGCAGGACCCCGAGCAGCCGGAUAUGAACCUUCGCGGCCGCUUCCACACCGGCCCUGAUGGGAGGUACAGUCUGUACUGCUUGCGGCCAACCAAGUACCCGAUUCCCGACGACGGGCCUGCGGGCGAGUUGUUGGGCCUGCUGGACCGGCAUCCGUGGCGGCCGGCGCAUAUUCACUUCAUCAUCUCCGCUGAGGGGUACAAGUCUGUGGUGACGCAGAUUUUCGACCGGCGCGACGAGCACAUUACGGACGAUGUGGCAUUUGCGGUGAAGGAGAGUUUGGUGGUGGAUUUUGCGCCGCGCCAGGGCGAUCCCAAGGGGAAGUUUGAGCUGGAGUAUGAUUUUAAGCUGGUUAGUUUUGAGGCGGGGAAGAAGUAUGGUAUGCCGGGGGCGAAGAAUGCCUGAUACCGCUGUCCUGCUUGCCUCCUUAGUUGCUCUGUUACGGAAGCCAAUCUCUUGCUCUCAUAAUGUCAUGUCGACUUCAGAUGAUCUCUUUUUCAGCUAACCAGCAGAGUGUCGUCUCUGGAUUUCAGCUUCCCCUGUUUCGUAGCCCUUGAGUCUGCCGCCAGAUCAGAGAAGCCCCUCGUCCAAACCACC